Molecule: messenger RNA, 2259 nt
Organism: Talaromyces stipitatus ATCC 10500
Lineage: Eukaryota; Fungi; Ascomycota; Eurotiomycetes; Eurotiales; Trichocomaceae
Product: antigenic cell wall galactomannoprotein, putative
Exons: 2
Coding region: 1-2259 (752 amino acids)
Biological process (GO): 3-(3-hydroxy)phenylpropionate catabolic process
Molecular function (GO): FAD binding; 3-(3-hydroxyphenyl)propionate hydroxylase activity
Source: RefSeq, a predicted model, not a curated record
AUGAAGCACGACUGCGACGUCCUUGUUGUUGGAGCUGGACCAGUGGGUCUCACUCUCGCUCUUCUUUUAGGAUCUUACGGUCAUCGAAUCAUAGUCUUGGAACGGCAUGCCGCUAUCUAUCCUCUUCCUAGGGCAGUCAAUCUCAGUCAUGACGUUUUGCGGGUCUGGGAUGGAUUAGGUCUAUACUACGACUUGUUCGAAAGUGCCGUGGCAGAUGUUCGUGGCACGGUUUCGGAUGAGGUCGAAAUAAUCGGGGCUUCAGGACAGGUCCUCCGUCGAGUCCCUUACAACGGGCCAUCGAAGACUGGAACCAGCAGAACAUUUCGAAUUCACCAGCCAGCUUUGGAAAAGGUCUUGGAAACAGCCUGUCAAAAAAGGGGUAUAGCCGUAAUUCGGUCAACAGAGGUUGAAAAUGUACUCAAUACGGACUCCCAUGUUGAGGUAUCCGCUCAGGGUCCCAGUGGGAUUCAGAACUGGCUCGCACAAUUUGCUGUAGGCUGCGAUGGAGCAAAUAGUCUCGUUCGCAGGUCCGUUGGAUUCCCUUUCAUAGACUGUCCUGGUUCGAAUACGACGUGGCUAGUCGUCGAUGUUGCCCCAACGGUUCCCGGGGCUGGGGAGAAGUGGAAAGAUUUUCACAAUGCGAGAGUCCACAUGAAUCCUCAACGGCCACAUGCUUCUGUAUUUGGAACUCCGCAGCGCAGAAGAUGGGAGUUGAUGUUGCUCUCUGACGAGGAGAUUGCAAAGGCAUCGGACAGUGGAUUCAUAUGGUCUUUGAUAGCAGAGUUUGGCUGCAACCCUGAAAAUGCUCUCAUUGAGAAAAGCGCAGCUUUCUCGUCGAAGGGAGGGUGGUGUGAGACUUUUAAUAAAGGUCGAAUCCUUCUGGCUGGAGACGCAGCCCAUGUAACACCUACUUUUAUAGGGCAGGGACUCAAUUCAGGGGUGCGGGAUGCUAACUCUCUUUCUUGGAGGAUUGACCUUGCUCUUCGAUAUCCCGAGAGUAACUGGUGUCGUAUGUUUGAAGACUGGACUUCAGAGAGGUCAGGUGGAGUCCAGGAAUUAAUCAAAGCUUCUGUUGCUAUGGAAGCUCGAGUUACAGUGACUGAUUUGGAGCAAGCAAUGCGCCGUGAUGUAGAGUACAAUCAACGACCGUUCGCUCCUCAGAACCCUGAAAAACUGGGAUCGCCUGGCAUGUAUGCCUUGAACUCUGAGGAAGGAGAAGCAUUCCAUGAUGAGGUUGGCAGUCUUUUCAUCGAUGGGACGCUCCAGAUUGGAGAUAGACAUGGACGACUAUGCGACCAUUUUGGUGUUCAAAGCUGGCUAAUAUUCCUGUCGCCAGUAGGUGAAAGUAACAGCAAGACACAGAUAUGUUCAGAUAUAAUCAGGCGUUUCUCUGUUGUUCUAAAUGGGAAAAUCGUCUCUAUCGGCAACGAUAUCCACGACACGACAGGCGUGUUUUCCGCCUGGUUCAUGAAAUACGGUGCUCUAGGAGUCUUGUUGCGGCCAGACCAUUAUAUCUAUGGCGUAGCAAGGACUGCUACUGGGCUUGAAAGUCUUGUACGAGAUGCUCUUUGUCAUCUAGGUCUCCUCGGUGAGGAAACCGUUACCUUGAAACCUGAAUUACAGAACCGCCCAGUUGGUGACUUCGGGUCACAAAGCAUAGCUACCAAGUCGUUUCGCAGAUCAGAUCUGAAUAUCAAUAUGCUUCUCCUGAAAACCAUUGCAUUCUUCCCUCUUAUCACCCUCACCCUCUCCUCUCCCCUCCUCUCCAAAAGAGACGAAGCAUCAGUCCUCACCGGAAUCCAAAAGAUCGCAAACGCAACAAUCACACUCAACAACACCGUCGCCAGUUACCCCGGCGGCAUCGAAGGCACUAUUACAGCCGUCGAGAUCCUCUCGGACUCCUUCGCCGUCAUAAAUGCAAUCGUCUGCACAACCAACGACGCCAAACACUCGGCCAACUUUACGGAUGCAGAAUCUGAGUCCGUCGCCGAGGCGUUCAUCGCUACUCUCGUGCCGGUAGUUGAGUCCAGUCUGGCGACGAUCGAGAGUAAAAAGGCCGAUUUUGAGGACGGAUUCCUUGGUAUUGCGAGCUUGACGAGCUUGGUUGAAACGAUACUCAAAGAAAUCAAGAGUGAUAGUGAUGAUUUGGCGACUGCGAUUAUAGCCAAGUUGACUAGUACUUGGGCCUCGGUAGCGCCGUUGAUUGUAGCAGAGAUUGAUGAUGCCUUUGAUAAAGCCAUUGCGACAUUUGCCUCUUGA